AUGUCGGUUACAUUUUAUCAUCCGUUUGUUUUUAUUUUGACUUUUGUCAGUUAUGCAUUCUUCCAUGCUUCAAGAAAAACAUUUAGUAAUGUAAAAACCACCAUAUCUGAUGAAUGGACACCAAGUUUUUCUAAUUCUACUGUCAAUGAAACAUUACCUAAUCAGACAUGGAAUAAACAUAAGUUAUUUGAUAAUGGAAAAGAUGCUGAAUUAUUUCUGGGAGUGUUGGAUGCCACCUUUCUUACCUCCUAUGCAGUAGGUUUAUACAUAAGUGGAAUGGUUGGAGACAGAUUUGAUAUGAGAAAGAUUUUAUGUUUUGGAAUGUGUUCAACAGCUGUCAUAGUAUUUAUAUUUGGAUGUGUAUUAGAAUGGGUAGAGUUUUAUAAUAAAUAUGUUUAUGUUUUAUUAUGGAUUAUAAAUGGUUUAUUACAAUCUACUGGUUGGCCAACUGUUGUAGCUGUUAUGGGAUAUUGGUUUGGUAAAUCUAGUCGAGGUCUGGUUUUAGGAUUAUGGAGUGCCUGUGCAUCUGUUGGUAAUAUAAUAGGAUCAUUGAUGGUAUCAUCUGUAUUAGAUUAUGGUUUUGAUUAUGCCUUCCUAUUAACAUGUAGUGUAUUAUUUGGUGGUGGCAUUGUGAUAUUUUUUGGUUUAGUUAGUACUCCAUCAGAAGUUGGAUUAAGGUAUAACAGGGAAGGAAAGUUAGUAAAAUCAACAAUUAUAGUCAAUGAAACAAUAUCAAGUAAUGAUAGAAGUGUAGAAACAGAUGAAAUCAGUGCUCCCCUGAUUGAAGAAGAAGAGUUAAAUAAGGAAGAAGAAGAAAUUGUCAUACAAAUUGAGCCCAGAGCUUUAAGUUUAUGUCAAGCAUUGUUGUUACCUGGAGUUAUUUUAUAUUCAUUAGCCUAUGCUUUUUUAAAACUUGUGAAUUAUUCCUUUUUCUUCUGGUUACCAUAUUAUUUAUCUAAUGCUCAUCAUAUGGCAGAAUCCCAGUCUGAUGCUAUUUCUAUAUGGUAUGAUGUUGGGGGAAUAAUAGGGGGAACAAUAGCCGGCUUUAUUUCUGAUUUGACAGGAAGAAGAGCAGUCGUUGUUAUUCCUAUGUUAAUAUUAUCUGUACCUGCUUUAUUUAUAUAUGGAAAUUUUACUGGAGGUUAUACUAUUAAUGCUGUGUUAAUGGCAGUUACAGGAUUUUUUGUUGGAGGUGUAGCAAAUUUGAUCAGUGCUGCUAUAUCUGCAGAUUUAGGACAGCAAGGCCCAAUAAAAGAUAAUAGUAAAGCAUUAGCUACUGUAACUGGUAUAGUUGAUGGAACAGGUAGUGCUGGUGCUGCUAUUGGUCAGAUAUUAGUACCUGUUAUACAGAAAAGUCAAGGGUGGAAAUCUGUUUUUGUAUUAUUUAUGAUAGCUAUUGCUCUCACAGCAUUAUGUGUUCUACCUAUAUUUAUAAAUGAAGUGAAAGAUAUAUAUUCUAAAUAUAGAUAUUCAUGGUUUACUGGCUUAAAAAUAGAAACAUUUGCUGAUAGAAGAAAUAUAGAAGAUGAUUCUACAACAAAUAGGCACAUUGAAUAAUAUAAAAGGCAACAACAAUAUAAAUGGCAACUAGACACAAUACUCUCUUUUUAGUGGACUAAAAUGUUUUUUUUUAAUAACGUAUAAUAGCGUAAUUGAUGUGAAUUUCAGUCAUAAAUAAACAAACCAUUCCAGCAAAGAUGGUUGCGCACAUUGGAAAAUGAUUCCUCUAAACACGAGCCUAGGGUAAAAUAAAUAAGAAUUUGGAUUUUCU
Lottia gigantea (owl limpet) is the source of this 1771-nucleotide messenger RNA. RefSeq lists its product as hypothetical. Gene Ontology annotation, biological process: transmembrane transport. Lineage: Eukaryota; Metazoa; Mollusca; Gastropoda; Lottiidae. Bases 1 to 1557 code for a protein of 518 amino acids. The record is from RefSeq and is a predicted model, not a curated record. The transcript is spliced from 17 exons. Gene Ontology annotation, cellular component: endoplasmic reticulum membrane. Gene Ontology annotation, molecular function: transmembrane transporter activity.